Molecule: messenger RNA, 4056 nt
Organism: Apis laboriosa (Himalayan honeybee)
Lineage: Eukaryota; Metazoa; Arthropoda; Insecta; Hymenoptera; Apidae
Exons: 11
Coding region: 624-2078 (484 amino acids)
Biological process (GO): regulation of transcription by RNA polymerase II
Cellular component (GO): nucleus
Molecular function (GO): DNA binding; protein binding
Source: RefSeq, a predicted model, not a curated record
CGGGAAUAAACUUUAUUCGAGAAAUUUUAUUUAAAUUUUAUUUAAAUGAAUUCGGUGGCUUUAUUAAAAAUUAAAAGUUGAAAGUGCUAUUUUUGUGCUAUACGUGAUCCUUUUUUUUUUAAUAAUCGGGAAAUUACAUAUCUAUGGAAAAGCAGAUAUUUUUAGCUAUAAAAAAAAAAAACUUACGAGAGAAAGAGAAGAAAGAGGACUAUAUCCACCGAUUGAUUGCGAAUUUGCCAUUGAUCCAAAAUUAUAUUGAAAGACUCCAUCAGUAAUGAGAGCCUCAUCUCAAAUCAGUAGCACGAGGGUGCAGUAAAACAGGCCUGACCUGCGAAACCACCCUCACCCUCUUCGUCUCAAUGAAUCUUUCAUAUUCUAUAUCUUUCGAAAAUUUCUAAAGUGUCUCCUGCAAGAAAAAAAGACAAAGAAAGAUACACUUGAGAAGUCAAAGUGUGCAACGAAGAAAGAACAACGCAGCCAUCAGUAAGAAAGAAAAAGAGGAAAAAAGAUAGAAGUAGAAGAAGGUGAAAGUAAGAGAGAGACGGACAGAGGGUGGGUGGUGGGGGGCUCUCGGUUUAAGAGAGAGGGAGAGAGAGGAGGUCGAAGGGAGUCGAGCGAGGAGAAUGACGGAUAGCCAGCAGCAGUUUUGCUUGCGUUGGAACAACUUUCAAGCUAAUAUCACCAGCCAAUUCGAGGCCCUCAGGGAUGACGAGGACUUCGUUGAUGUCACCUUAGCCUGCGAUGGUAGGCGUCUCCAGGCGCACAAGGUUGUCCUCUCCGCGUGCAGCCCUUACUUCAAGGAGUUGUUCAAGACAAAUCCAUGCAAGCAUCCGAUAAUAUUUAUGCGUGAUGUGGAAUUUGAACAUCUACAGUCACUUUUGGAAUUCAUGUAUGCUGGAGAGGUUAACAUAUCUCAAGCAGAAUUACCUACAUUUUUAAGAACUGCUGAGUCUCUGCAAAUCCGUGGCCUCACUGACUCUCAAAAUAAUCAGCACAACAACGAAAAGCAUUUGAAGACAAACAAUAUACAUGCAUCAAAUGGUCGUGGGUUGAUCUCACCAAAUUUAGAGGAGGAGCGUAGUAAAACUCCACCAACUUCAAGUCCUCCACCACUAAAAAGGCUGUGCAAACGAAGUGAUUCGCCUCAAAUAUCUAGUCCAGUACCAGCUGCGGCGGCCUGUGCAUCUGGAACACCACGCACACGGCCAUUAAUUGAGCCACAGGUUCAACUUGACUGUUAUAAAGAUCUCGAUAUUGUUGAGCCAAAAAUAGAAUUACCAGAAUAUGGAAGCGAUGAUGAUUGUUCUCCAAAGCAGGAAGUCAACACACUGCCAAGUGGCUUUCUUAGCCUUGAUGGUGGCAUGGAAGUUUUGCCAUCUUAUCCACCUUCUUAUCAAGGUGGAGGAGCAGGAGGAGGAGGAGGAGGAGGUGGAGGAGGGGGUGGAUCAUUAGAAGGUGGGAUGCCAGGACCAUCUCAUGCUGGAAACACGGAGUUAAAUCAAGAACAGCAAGGUCGAAGAGUACGCCGCGGCAGGCCGCGGCUUGGAACGAGAGGUGGAAAGCAUGGAUCCCCAUCCGUGCAAGGUAAUUCGCCAUCGAGGAGCGAAUGGUUACCCUUGGACAUGAGAACUACUCCUCCUGCUGCGAUGCCUGCUUUUCGUGGUUUCGAGGAAUCCUCUUCCGAUGGCGUGGUGCACCUGGGAGAGGGAAUAGCAAUUUGUGAGGAACAACUAAGGGCUGUGAAAUGGAGCGAUUACAGGAAAUUGACACGUGGCCUGGCUGCAAUUUUGUUCAGCCCUACCGAAUUGGCCACUUGCUCGGUAACGGGGCAACGAUGGAGUCGAGCUGGGACUGCCACUGAGAGACCGGUGAAACCUGCCUUGGAUAAAGCCAAAGUCCAGGCUAUUAUAUCUUACGUGACAUCGAGAUUUCCCACAGUCGAUGUAAGCAGUGUGAAACAAGUGUUGGCUUACAAAUGCAAGGAGAACUCGACAGCGCUCAAGAUGAAAUCUAUUAGAUACAUUUGUGAGAGACAGGAAACGGAAAGAUCACCAAGAGCGAAUCCCGAGGAUAAGUGAGAGGUGAUAGGGGCGCGUUGAACGAGAGCGGCCAUAUCCGAACAACUUCUCAUCGUUCAAUUCAACUUCGAGCUCUUUUUGCGAUUUGCCACUGCUAAUCUUCUUGCUUCGUCCUCUCUCGGCUUCGUCGAACCUUCGAAUUAUUACUCCCAUUCGAUUGGCUCGAUCCUCUCCCCCCCCCCCAAUUUUCUUUAAUUCGAUCGUUUAACUCGCGAUAACACGCAACCAAUUCAAUUGGAUCAGAAUGGAUUUAUUCUCCGUUCUGUGUCGUAUAGAAGCUUAAAAAAAUAAAAAAGAAAAAAAAAUAAGAAAUUUCAAGGGAUCAAUGGAUAAAAAGUCGAAUUACUUCUGAGAGAUGAAUUCUAGCUCAGGGCUGGAAUUACUUUCGAGGUUGUUGUAAACAGCUUAUAUAAGAUCAAUUCGGUUAAUACUUGAAAAAAAUUUCAAACGAGUAUAGUCGAGUAAUUUAGACGAAAAAUUUAGAUAUCUUCGAGGAAUUGAGAAAGAACGUCUCUUAUACACGUUAUUUUUUCUAGCAACGUGACUUUUGAAAUUCCCGUCAUUUUCCAGACAUUCGAAUCGCGUUAAGAUUAAUCAUUAUCCGUAAGAAUCGAUUGAAAAAGAAAGGAAAAGGAAAGGAAAAAAAAAAAAAAAACGAAUCGAAAAUUUUUCUAAAUUCGAAACAAGAGACGGAAAAAUUAAAAGUGUCUAACUAUCCUCGUUAAAAUAACCGAGCCUUACAUUUAUCGAUUAAAACGAUUUCCAUUUUUUCCAUGUGCGUGCGUAUAAGAAUACGAGUCGUCGAAUAACACGGAUAUAAAAUGUAAAUAAUUAAAAAACACAAACAAUUUUCGAAAGGAGGAAUGGACGCGGCCUAUUUGGUUAGAAAAAUCAUCUUCUUCGAGAUAAGAAUUAAGCAAAAAAGGAAAAAAAAAAUAUAUAUAUAUAUUUAAUAUAUAUAUAUAUAUAUAUAUAAAUGAAAAAAGAGAAAAAAUAUGUCAAUCUUAACGAAUGGAAGGAAUCGUAAUCAAGUACGCGACUUAUAUAUAGGAAAAAUAAUUAGAAGGGAGAAGAAGAAGGAAGAUUUCGUUGGUAAUAAAAGAAAAAACAGAAAAGAAAAAAAAGAAAAAAAACGUAUACCGUUUGUUAUUAACAAAAGAUAGUUUUGUUUAUAAAUUUUUUGCAAGCGAUUUAUAGUGCUUGUAAAAAAUCCCCUUAGGAAAGCAUUAAAUCGAUUAUAGAACGAUGAAGAUACGAUUCGAUUCGAUGCCUGUAUAAACUCUUAGUUAACUUUCUUUCUAGAACGGAUGAAAUUUAUGUUUUUUUCUUUCUAAUUAGAUAUUAACAUAACAGGAAGAGGAAAAAUUAAUUGCUUAACGUGUCUCGGUAAGAGAUCGAGAGAACAUGUACGAUUCGUCGUCGAUAUGAUAUAAAUAUAUCUAUAUUUUUAUUACGUUUUAUUACUUUACAUUUUACCGACGGUAAACACCGCGGGAAACAUAAUUACCGACUGUUUUUUAUCCGAAUAACAUUUUUACUUAAUUCAAUCAAUUUUUUUUUCUUUUUUAUCAUUUUUUGUUUUCUCUCUUCAAAUUUGAAAAAGAGUUAUAACGUUUUAGCAAAUUGUAUCUUUUCCUUCUUCCGUACGUUAUGGAUAAACGUACCAAGGGUAAUUGUAACGAGAAGAAUUUUUUUUUCGUCAAAUUUUAUUACAUACAAUUUUCCAUCUGUGUAAUUGAAUAAUAAAAAAAAGAAUUAAGAAAUAAGGAAUGAGAGGGAGAGAGAGAGAGAGAAAGAAAGAGAGAAAGAACAACUACCCGGAAUAUAAGGGUAGUAAUUUUCGUACAUAGGAAAGCGCCUAAUAUUUAAAAAUGAGUAAAAUAGAUAAAUGAACGGGGAAAAAAAGUUAAAGAAAUGAAAAAUAUAUAUAUAUAAAUAUAAAUAAAAAAAAUAAAUAAAUAAAUUCAUAUUUGCGUAU